AUGGUUGUUUUAUUCAUUUAAACAAAAUUUGACGAUUAAUAUUUUGUAAUUAAUUAAAUUAUGAAUUAAUAGAAACAAAAGGAAGGGAGUAUCCAAGAAUUUUAGACUAAAGGUAAAUAAUGAAAUUUUUGUUGAGGCUAAAACUUACUGAAAAAUCACAAAUAUCAAGAAGCUAUGCAGAUGUUUGACAAUGUUUUGAAAAUAGAUUAAAAAGAUUUUCCAUCUUUAUGUGGAAAAUGUAAAAUUAAAAAUUAUAUAGGCGAAUGUUUAAUAUAGUUGGAAAAAUUGAAAGAUGCUUUGAUAUUUUUAGAAAAGGCUUUGUAGAUUGAAUAAAAACAUAUUGACUUACUUUAAAAAAAAAGUAUACCCUAAAUACAUAUUUAGGUUAAUGCCUAACCUAAUUAGAAAGAUAUUAAGAAGCCAUAGUUAUUAUAGAUUCUGCAUUAUAAUUUUAACCAAAAAAUAUUGAUUUAUUACUUAAUAAAAGUAUUAAAUUUUAGAUUAGGCAUAUGUUUAAGGAAAAUGAAAAGAUUUGAUGAGGCUUUGAAUUAAUUAGAAAAGGCAAUUUAAAUUGAAUCUAAAAAUAUUUUACUAUUAAAUAAUAAGAGUAAUAAAAGAAUUAAAAAAGGUUUAUGCUUACAAGAGAUGGGUAAAUAUGAAUAAGCUUAUCAAACAUUAAAUUAAGCAUUAAAUUAUGAUCCAAGAAAUGUUGAAUUAUUGUAAAAUAAAAGUAUGAUAUCUAAAUUAAAUUAAGGCAAUUGUUUAAUAGCUUUGAAAAAAUUUGAUGAAGCUUCAAGAACUUUAGAUUUAGGGCUAAUAAUUUAACCAUAUAAUGUGAAUCUUUUAUUAAAUUAAAGUAUUAUGAAUAUUAUUUUUAGGCAUUUGUUUACAAAUUAAAACUAAAUAUAAUGAAGCUUGUUAAUUAUUAGAUAAAGCUCUAUAGAAGGAACCUAACAAUUUUGACUUGUUAUUUAACAAAGGUGCCAAGCUUUAUAAUAUUUAGGAUUAUGCUUAAAGAUUUUGAAUAAGUUUGAUGAUGCUUUAAAACUAUUUAAUUAGUCAUUGAAAAUUUAACCAAAAAAUUAAGAAGCUUUAUUUAAUAAAAGUUUAUUAUUUUUAUAUUCAGGCAUUUGUUUACAAAAAAUAGAUAAAUAUAAUGAAGCUUUGGAACCAUUAAAUCUAGCACUGUAAACCUAACCCAAUAAUGUGGGUUUGCUAUAAUAAAAAAGUUCAGGUUUGAUAUCAUUUAGGUUUAUGUCUAUAAAUGUUAAAAAAAUUUAAUGAAGCUUUAACCCUUUUGAAUUAAGCUCUUUCGAUUGAACCUAAAAACAUUUCAAUAUUAUUCUAAUAAAGUUAAAAUCUAUUUUUAAAAUUUAGGCGAUUGUCUACAAUAAAUUAAUAAGCAUAAUGAAGCUUUGAUAUAUUUAGACAAAAUACUUUAAAUUAAUCCCAAAAGCAUUGAAGCUCAUCAACAAAAAAGUUAGAAAUUUAUUUAAUGAUAGGUUAUUGUUUAGAAAUAAUGAAAAAAUAUAAAUAGGCUUUAGCGGAGAUUAAUGAUGCAUUAAAUAUUGAUUAGAAAAAUAUAGAAUUAAACUUAAAAAAAGGUAUUUAAGUUUCUUAAUGUUUUUAGGUUAAUUAUUAAUAUAAAUAAAAUAAUAUAAAGAUGCUUUAUAUCAUAUAAACAAUAUAAUUUAGAUUGAGCCAAGAAAUGUCUAAUUAUUAAUUUACAAAAGUAACAAUUAUAAAUAUUUUAGGUAUUUGUUUAAGAAUGAAUGAAGAAUAUGAUGAAGCAUAUAUAGCUAUUCAAAAAGCCUAUUAAAUUGAUCAGAAAAACUUUGAAAUUUUACUAAAUUAAGGUUAGAAUUUUAUCUAUAAAUAGGAAUUAUUUUAAGAUUUCUUAAAAAAUAUCAACAAGCAGUAGAGAUAUUUGAAAAAACUUUUAAAAUUGAUUCGAAUAAUUUCGAAAUGCUUUUAAACUUAGGUUAUGUGCAUUAAAGAAUUUAGGUAUUUGUUUAAGAAUGACCAAUAAAUAUGAUAAGGCUUCUGAAAUUUUAGAUAAAGCUUAAAAACUAGAUCCUGAAAAUAUUGAAGUAUUAUAAAAUCAAGGUUAUAUUAUCAUUAAAUUUAUAGGAAAUUGUUUAAAAAAACUAGAUAAGCCUUCCGAAGCUUUGAAAAUUAUUGAAAAAGCCAAAAAAAUGCAGCCAAAUAAUAUUGAAAUACUUAUAGAUGGAAGUAAUUAUCAAAUAGAUUCAGGUGACUGUUUAAUUAUGUUGAAUAAAUAUCAAGAAGCUUUAUAAUAAAUUGAUUAAGCAUUAAAAAUAGAUUCUAAAAAUAUUCAUUUAUUACUAAACAAAAGUUUCAAUAGAUUCUAAAUUUAGGUACUUGCUUAAGAAAGCUAAAUCAAUAAAUAGAAGCUAUUAAAUAAAUCGAUAUUAUUUUAAAAAUAGAACCGAAUAACAUUGAGGCUUAGAUAAAUUAAUGUAAUUUCUUAUUACAUUUUUAGGUAGAUAAUUAAGAAUGUUACAAUAUUAUCGUGAAUCAACAACAUUAAUUGAUAAGUAUUUAAGAAAUGAGUCAAAAAAUUUUGAUCUUUUAAAAGAGAAAGGUUAGAAAAUACAUUUAUUUUCAGGUAUUUGCUUAAGAUUUUUGGAAGAAUUUUCACAAGCUUUAUAUUGGUUAUCAUAAGCAUCAUAAAUUGAAAAAAAUGAUGAAGAACUGUAACUCAAUCAGGGUAAGAAAUUUUAUAAUGAAAAGGUGUAUGUUUAGUAAAACUCAAUUAAUAUGAUCAGGCAUUAAUUUGCCUGAAUAGUGCAAAAAAAUUUAAUCCCAACAAUAUUGAAAUGUUGACUAAUUUAGGUAUUAGGAGUUUUAACCUUAGGCUUUUGUUUAUAUAUAAAAAAAUAGUAUAAUGAAGCGAUUAAGUGUUUAAAUUAAGGUCUUACAAUUGAACAUCAAAAUAUAAAUCUUUUAAUAAUAAAAAGUUUUUUAUUAAUGUUAAUAAAAAGGUGAUUGUUUAAUUGAACUCGGAUAGUAUGAAAAGGCAAAUUAAUCACUUUACGAGGCUCUAAUAUUAAAACCAAAAGAUGUUACUUUAUUAACGAAGAGAUGUAAAAAUAUUUAUUUAAUUUUAAGUUAAUGUCCUAAAAAAGUUACAAAAUUAUAAAGAAACAAUCCAAGUGUUGGAUACAAUUUUAGAAAUGGAUAAAGAAAAUAAAUUUUGUAUUUUACAAAAAGGUAUUAAAAACGACUAAACUUUAAGGUUAUUGCUUAAAAUUAAACGGAAAUUAUUAAAUUGCUAUUAAUUGGUUUGAUAAAGUUUUAAGUUAUGAUUAAUAUAAUAUUGAUGUUAUUUAUGAAAAAGGUAAUUUAUUUAUUUGUAUAAUUAAAUUAGGAUAAUGCCUAAAAAUGUUGUAAAAUUAUGUUGAAGCAAUUUAAUGCUUUGAUUUUGUCUUAUCGAUUAAUCCAAAACAUGUUUUUGCUUUCUAAAUAAAAGGUAUGCAUUAACAUUAUAAAUUAUUUUUAGGUGAAUGCCUAAUGUUAAUGAAUAAAUAUGAAGAAGCUAUUUGUGUUUUCAAUUAAGCAUUAUCAAUCAGUUUUUCAGAUAUUUUUUCUUUAUUUACAAAAGGUAUCCUUAUAAACUAAAAAUAGGGAAAUGUUUAUAAUUGAUGAACAAUUAUCAAAAAGCUAUUGAAUAAUUUGAUGAAGUCUUAAAAUUAGAUAAAAAUGAUUUUAAUGCUUUGUAUUCUAAAAGUAUCAAUAGCUUGUUAAUUUAGGUUAAUGUCUAAUGAAUAUUUAUGAUUAUACUAAUGCUAAUAUAUGUUUAGAUAAGGCUCUAAAUAUAAAAAAUAAAAAUUUUGAUCUUUUAUUUAUGAAAAGUUAAAUUAAAAUUGAAAAUUAGGUGAAUGUUUAAAAAUGUUGGAAUAAUAUACAGAAGCUAUUAAAUAUUUAGAUAUGGCAUUAUAGUUAAAUUUCUAGCAUUUUUAAAGCAUUUAUUUAAAAGGUAAUAAUAAUUUUAAAAUUUAGGUUAAUGUUUAAAGUAAAUUAAUUCAUAUAAAGAAGCAAUAAUUUAUUUUACAAAAGCUUUAGAAUAGAAUUAAAAUCAUAUAUAAAGUUUAAGAGAAUUAGGUAUAAUGAUAAAAAUAUUCUAUAGGGGAAUGCUUAUUCAGACUGAAAGAAUAUUAAGAAGCAUUUAAUAAUUUAGAAAAAGCAUAAGUUUUAAAUUCAAAUGAUGCAUAUUCCUUAUAUUUGCAGGGUGAAUAGAUUUUAUUGAUAUCUAGGGGAAUGUUUAAAACAUCUAGAAUAAUGUUAAUCAGCAAGUGAAUAUUUUGAAAAAGCUCUAAAUCUUAAUCCUUAAGAUAUCAAUUGUUUAGUUUCAUUAGGUUACUUUAAAUGUUAAUAAAAAGGUGGUUGUUUAAGAUUUAUGGGGAAAUUUGAUUAAGCUAAUGAAAUAAAUGAUAAGGUAUUAAAGUUAGAUCCAAAAAAUUUGGAUUCUUUGAUUUUUAAAGGAGAGUAUUUACAAAAUAAUGGAAAUCAAGAUUAAGCAAUAAAAUACUAUAAAUAAGCAUUAUCAAUUGAUAAAAAUAAUUUGAAUACAAUAAUAUAAAUAGGUAUUGAUAGCAGCCUUAUUAUUAAUUUAUUAGGCAUUUGNUAUAAAUUAUUUUUAGGUGAAUGCCUAAUGUUAAUGAAUAAAUAUGAAGAAGCUAUUUGUGUUUUCAAUUAAGCAUUAUCAAUCAGUUUUUCAGAUAUUUUUUCUUUAUUUACAAAAGGUAUCCUUAUAAACUAAAAAUAGGGAAAUGUUUAUAAUUGAUGAACAAUUAUCAAAAAGCUAUUGAAUAAUUUGAUGAAGUCUUAAAAUUAGAUAAAAAUGAUUUUAAUGCUUUGUAUUCUAAAAGUAUCAAUAGCUUGUUAAUUUAGGUUAAUGUCUAAUGAAUAUUUAUGAUUAUACUAAUGCUAAUAUAUGUUUAGAUAAGGCUCUAAAUAUAAAAAAUAAAAAUUUUGAUCUUUUAUUUAUGAAAAGUUAAAUUAAAAUUGAAAAUUAGGUGAAUGUUUAAAAAUGUUGGAAUAAUAUACAGAAGCUAUUAAAUAUUUAGAUAUGGCAUUAUAGUUAAAUUUCUAGCAUUUUUAAAGCAUUUAUUUAAAAGGUAAUAAUAAUUUUAAAAUUUAGGUUAAUGUUUAAAGUAAAUUAAUUCAUAUAAAGAAGCAAUAAUUUAUUUUACAAAAGCUUUAGAAUAGAAUUAAAAUCAUAUAUAAAGUUUAAGAGAAUUAGGUAUAAUGAUAAAAAUAUUCUAUAGGGGAAUGCUUAUUCAGACUGAAAGAAUAUUAAGAAGCAUUUAAUAAUUUAGAAAAAGCAUAAGUUUUAAAUUCAAAUGAUGCAUAUUCCUUAUAUUUGCAGGGUGAAUAGAUUUUAUUGAUAUCUAGGGGAAUGUUUAAAACAUCUAGAAUAAUGUUAAUCAGCAAGUGAAUAUUUUGAAAAAGCUCUAAAUCUUAAUCCUUAAGAUAUCAAUUGUUUAGUUUCAUUAGGUUACUUUAAAUGUUAAUAAAAAGGUGGUUGUUUAAGAUUUAUGGGGAAAUUUGAUUAAGCUAAUGAAAUAAAUGAUAAGGUAUUAAAGUUAGAUCCAAAAAAUUUGGAUUCUUUGAUUUUUAAAGGAGAGUAUUUACAAAAUAAUGGAAAUCAAGAUUAAGCAAUAAAAUACUAUAAAUAAGCAUUAUCAAUUGAUAAAAAUAAUUUGAAUACAAUAAUAUAAAUAGGUAUUGAUAGCAGCCUUAUUAUUAAUUUAUUAGGCAUUUGUUUAAAGUAGAUAAAAAAUUAUCCGAAAGCCAUGAAAGUUAUAGAUCGAGCAUUAAAAAUAGAUACUUAAAAUCUUAUUUUAUUAUUUGAAAAAAGUAAAAAUAAUUUAAAAUUUUUAGGUGAAUGUUUACGACUACUUGGAUAAUAUUCAGAAGCUAUAGAGUAAUAUCAAUUAGUGUUAAAUAUUGAUCCUAAUCAUUUUGAGACAAUUAUUUCAAAAUGUAUAGAUAUUUUCAUAAAAUUUAUAGGCGAUUGCUUAAAAAAUUUAAAGGAAUAUGAUAGUGCAGCAAGAUUAGCUAGUAAAGUCUUAAAAAUAAAUAAAAUAAAUAUAGAUGCUCUAUUAAUUAAAGGUUUAAAGAUAUUUUAAUUAUUAGCUGAAUGUUUAAAACAAAUGGGAAGAUUUUAAAAUUCAAUUUAAGAAUUAGAAAAUAUUUUUGCUAUAAAUCCAUACCAUUUAAAAUCAAUUAUAUUAAAAGGUAAUUAUAUAUAUAAUUUAAAGGUGGAUGUUUAUCUUUAAUGGGAUAAUAUUAAGAAUCACUCUUUUGGCUUGAUAAAGCUUUAGGUAUAGAUGAAAAUAAUGUGGAAGCUUUAACAACCAAAGGUGUUAUUUAAUUAUUAUGAAUUAGGCAUGUCUUUAACUAUGAUGAAAAGAUAUUAAGAUGCAAUCUUAGUUUUAGAUAAAGUUUUGGAAAUUGAACCAUAAAAUUUAUAUUGUUUAUCAGAUAAAGGUACUUUUUAUUCUCAGAAAAAUAGGUGGUUGUUUAGCUAAUAUGAAUUAACCCAAAGAAGCAAUUGUUUGGUUUGAUUUAGCUCUUUAAGUGAAUUAAUACCAUCUAUAUUCUUUAUCUACAAAAAGUAAGUAUAAUAAAAUCUAUUAUUUGGUAUGUGUCUAAUAAGGAUUGGAUAAUAUUAAGAAGCAAAUUAAUUGUUGAAUAAAGCUUUAGAGGUUGAUCCAUUUCAUUAUUAUUCAAUAUCUAUUAAAGGUUAUAUUUAAGAAUUAAAUCCUUAGGUGGAAAUUUAUUAAUUUUGAACCAAUUUAAAGAAGCUAGUUUAUGGUUUAAUAAAGCAUUAAUUAUCAAUUCUUAAGAUAUAUAUUGUUUAUCUUAAAAAGGUUCAUUAUCUUCUUUAUUUAAGCUUGUUGUUUAGCAAUGAUUGGUUAAUAUUAAUUGGCAAUUAAAUUAUUCAACAAAGCACUAAACAUAAAUUCCAA
This is a messenger RNA of Paramecium sonneborni, 6998 nucleotides long. The record is from the annotation of a GenBank genome assembly. NCBI's taxonomy places the organism in Eukaryota, Ciliophora, Oligohymenophorea, Peniculida, Parameciidae.